UUUGAAUAUUUGUUUGUGAUAUAUAAAUCAACAACAGCAAAUGUCUAUAUGCUGCGCGGUCGUAAGUUUGUACCUAAAACUGACAAAAUAUUUACAUAUUUCGGACUUGACUUUGAUGACCGUUGUACUAAGUCGAUAUGUCGUAGACUAUCGAUAUCAGGUCGUGCAAGGUUUCCUACAUCUGAAUUCUCAGUGCUACAGCGAGAAUAACAGUGUGAGGCCCGGCGUUGUUUGCUGUGACGAACGUUAAAGGUUCGACACUCAUUGGUGCCAUCCGCUCCUUUUCAAGAUGAUUGCUAGAAGUAUGUCACCAUCAAGAUGCUGUGCCAUUGUGGACAGCCAUCCCAUUUCUUAGCAACGGAUUUAGUGUGACCAGGUCACUAGAAGAAGUUUAGGUUUGAUUUAAUAGAUAGCAAAACUUGGCCAGCUACCAAAACUUGGUGAUAUUUUAUUUGGUGAUUCAUCUCUCAAGACAGGAAUUAUUUAGUAGAGGAACAAUAAAGUUUACACACAGUCUGAUCUCAACAAAAUGCUUUUGUAACAUUUUAAAGGCUACUGUGAGGAAAAAAUACUCAUUUCAUAGAGAACAAAAAUUCUCUAUUCCCUUUUUUGUUUUCUAUUUUGGAACAAAAAAGGGAUAGAGAGGGAAGAAAAAGAAAGUUAAAACUGCUUAACCUUAAAAUAAAAACAAUCCUUCCAUCAAUUGAGGGACACGCUUAAUUCGUCGACUGGGCAAAAGUUUUGCUUUGGAUAAAAUUGAAUGAUUCUCUACUGCAGUGUUUGAGCUGGAAUAUUAUCCUUUGAAAGAAUAGAAACUAUUUUGAAAAAGAGGCCUAAUUAUUUUCAUAUCUUGCCGUCAUUAAGAGUAAUUCAUUGACAAGACUUGGUGUACCACAGAUCACAUACAGGCAGAUAGAGGUGCUCAUAUUUUGGCUUUUUCUCUUAAGAGCAAAAAAAUCCAAAAGCCAGAGGUGGUAUUUAAAACAAAAAGCACUAAAAUAUUACGGGGUACUUAAGAUAGAUAAGGGAAUGAAGCUCAGGAGCUUAUAGAAAUUCCAUAGAGAAAGGAAUUCUGUGAUAAUUAUUUUUUUAUAUUAUUCAAGAAGAUAUUGAAUGGAAGUAUUAACAAUGGCAGACUGGAAUGAUGUAACAUGAAGAUAAUUUGGAGUAACAAGAAGUGUGUGUGAAGUAAAAUUGAAAAUUGGAAGAAAGAGCAUUAGAUACUUAAAGUUAUUUAAUUUAGUCACUUCUUGAAAUAUCUUGAAUAUAACAGAACUCAGUGGUAUUUUAUUUUACAACAUUUUCAUAAGCAGCAUCAUGAUUGAAGCGUACUCAUCAGACGUUUUGUGGAUUCUCAUCGUUGGAUUUAUUGUUGCAUUUAUCUUGGCAUUUGGAAUUGGAGCAAAUGAUGUGGCUAAUUCUUUUGGUACAUCAGUGGGUUCAAAAGUUUUGACAGUUAGACAAGCAUGUUACUUAGCUACAAUAUUCGAAACUGCAGGAGCUAUAUUAAUUGGUUACAAAGUGUCAGACACCAUGAGAAAAGGAAUAUUAGAUGUUAACCUUUAUGAGGGACGGGAGAGAGAAUUCAUGCUUGGGUUCCUCUCAUCCCUUGCUGGCAGUGCAGUGUGGCUCCUUGUUGCAACGUUUCUGAAGCUGCCUAUAUCGGGAACUCAUAGUAUAGUUGGAGCCAGUGUUGGUUUCUCCCUAGUUGCACAGGGAUUUGCUGGAUUGCAAUGGAUGACACUAGUUACAAUUGUUGCCUCGUGGUUCAUCUCACCAGUACUUUCUGGAAUGAUGUCAACCGUCUUGUAUUUGCUCAUCCGGAAAUUCAUCUUACGGGCACCACAACCAAUAAAACCAGGACUUAGAGCACUUCCUUUGUUUUAUGGUGUCACAGUUUUAAUAAAUGUGUUUUCUAUUGUUCACAAUGGACCGAAAUUGCUAUACUUCGAUUACAUUCCAUGGUGGGGAGCAUUGAUCCUCAGUGUGUCGAUUGGCAUCUUGGUCACCCUGGGUGUACAUUUCUUUCUUGUACCUCACCUGAGGAAUCAGAUUCUGAAGCAGAUGCGUAUAGACAAAGGUCGUGGCGUGAGUUUUACAUUUGGUGAUUCGACAGAAUCUUCCCGUGAUCCAAGCCCCAAACCAUCACGAAGUAUCUCAGUUGAAGAUGUGAAAAGAAACCUUCCAAUCAUAACAGAAACUUCUGAACCUGAGAAAAUGCAACUGGUCCAAGAUGAAAAUGAAAUGGUUCAGUUCACUGGAAAUGCAGCCAAUGGCACCCGGAAUGGGCAAACUACAUACUGUUUCCCAUUGCCUCAGCCAAAUGAUACAAAUACUAAACUGAAUGGUUAUCUACUUGCUGAAACAGCGAUUGGGGCUACAAAGGAUAAUAUGGAGAUUGCUACACUGACACCAGCAAAUGGGAGUACUAUUGCAGCCAUUGUUCCCACACAGCACCAGCAACUUCAUCCAGAAUCAGUUUUACCAGCUAGUGGCCAAGUUACACCAGCUUUUGGUCUUUCUCCCAAUAGCAGUGCAGUUCCUUUAAUCAAAGAAAAGACACCAGAACAAAUGAAACUUGAUCCUGAGAGUGUAGCACCAGAAACACAAAUAAUUCAAUCAAAAGACGAUCCACCUGAAGCAGCUAAACUCUUUGCAUUUCUUCAGAUACUCACGGCUUCAUUUGGUUCAUUUGCUCAUGGAGGGAAUGAUGUUAGUAAUGCUAUUGGGCCUUUAAUCGCCCUGUGGCUGAUCUUCAAGGAGGGAUCAGUGGCCCAAGAAUCUGAGACACCUCUUUUCAUCUUGUUUUACGGUGGACUGGGUAUCUCAGUUGGUCUGUGGUUGUGGGGGCGUCGUGUCAUUCAGACAAUCGGAGAAGAUCUGACAAAAAUAACUGCCUCAACGGGAUUUUCGAUUGAGAUCGGUGCAGCCUUUACGGUACUCUUGGCAUCAAAGAUAGGUCUUCCCAUUAGUACAACACAUUGUAAAGUGGGUUCAGUUGUAUUUGUUGGCUGGUUUAGUUCAGACAAAAGUGGUGUGGACUGGAAACUUUUUAGGAAUAUCAUUUAUGCGUGGGUUUUCACAGUGCCAGUUGCAGCAGGCCUCAGUGCUGCAUUCAUGUGGAUACUACAGCAAGUUGCGCUGUGAUGCUGAGAACAACAAACAGUACAAAUACCAUAUUUAUGUCAGUACUUAAAAUUAAAUGUUUAGAACUAACUGUUAGGAGAAAGAAGGGGUGAAAUGAUGUGAACCCUGGUGUACAGCUGUUGCCAAACUGCCAGCUGGUGUCAAUGUUAAUAAAGGAAUAUUUGUGCCCAUUGUAAUGUGAAACAGGUGAAACUGAUCACUGAGAGCUGUUAUGUCUCAAAUAAAUUAUUACUAUUUCAUUUGCUUUAAAUUAAAGUGCACAGAUAUAAUGAAGAAAAUUAUGUAAUUUUCCAAUCAUUUCAGUAAUUGUCUACUGAACGUAUAUGUAUGAAAGAGAGAUUUAGUUUGAGAUCAUAUUCUGAAUGAUAGUGCUAUGUCUAUGUGUUGACUAACUGCCAAGAAACAAUGAUGGCGUGGAUUUGGGGGAGGAUUGAAGGGGGAAGGGAGACCUGCUUAUGAAAUUUUGUCAUUUGUUGAAGUUUUCUUUAUCUUUUGUCAAUGAGAUGUUCAGUUUCAGCUAUAAGAGAAAUACAUUGAGACAGGCCAGAUGUUAAAUGGUGCUACAUGUUUUUACCAUACUGUGCUGGUUUAAAGGAAGGCAGAAAAAGCUAAGCUGUGAUUAAAUAGUAUAACUGAUAAUAGUAUUUGAUUUCUAAAACUUGUAUAGUUUAUAUGUGUGUAUUGUUAUCCAGAGUAAUUUAGAGAUUGCACAGAAGAAAAUUUUCAAUGUAUAGCAAUAUUACAAAUUUUUACAGUUACUGAUAGAGAAAUAUGCCGUUUUCAGUCUGAUUUUAGAGCUAUAGAUUGUAUGUUUCUUAAGAGAAAAUGGAGAAGUAGCUGGUCCAUGAUUUUUAAAAAUAAAAACUUUGUGUGUUUGAAAAGGUGAGCUAGAUUAUUGAAUGAAAUUUUUAGGAAUACCCCGUAAUAGCUUCUGGGACUAAAGGGCAGCACUAGUUACGUUGCUGAAUUGAUGCAGUGUUAAUUUACCUUUGUGUGCAAGUGUAGUGCAUCUUUCUUUAAACAGCAGUGUAAGUUCAUUGAUGGAUGUAUUCUGACUAGUCAUACUUCCCAGCCACCAUUUCAUUGACACAUAAAAUAAAUUGAAUCCUGAACUGUGGGUACACUUGGCAGAAAAAUGAGUUGAGUUGCUUAUGUAAUAUGUUCUAUAUAUAUGUAGCAGAAGCAGAACCUUAUUUCCUUCAGCUUCUGCAAGAUGAAUUAUGAUUCAUAAUGUUUUAAUGGUUAUUUUGACAUAAUGCAGCUUUGCUAGUUUUACAGUGGCAGUUGAGUCACCACAUUGUGUUUACUCUGUCUUAAUAAUAGAAAAAAAAAUAUUUGCUCAGUUCAUAUAAAUGACAGCAAAUCCUUUUAUUGUGUCUGACCAUGUGGACAAUGUCUGCAGUGUGUUGUGAGUGAAUAUCUCAUUGCAAACAUUUUCAGUUGAGUGAGUGUGACCUUAAAGAUGCCGGCAGCUCUCCUUCACAGAAUAGUACCCAAAUCUCACUGAUUUUCAUGUUAUCUCCUGUUCCCAAUCCAUAUUGUUCAUCAUAAGAUUUAUUUUUCCAAUAGCAAGUAAUGUCAAAUACCAUCCGAAGUUGAUAAACCUUAAUGUAUGUUGUUCAUGAUUCCUCAAAAGUUAUACAUAAUGGCAGGCAACAAGACAUAAGCACUGCAUCAUUGAUGUAUGUGAAAGAUUGUGAAUUACAUUAUUUGUACUAUUAAACUGAAA
Messenger RNA from Schistocerca gregaria, 4876 nucleotides. It is a transcript of the gene NaPi-III, whose product is annotated as sodium-dependent phosphate transporter 1. Gene Ontology annotation, cellular component: membrane. Gene Ontology annotation, biological process: phosphate ion transmembrane transport. The record is from RefSeq and is a predicted model, not a curated record. Bases 1318 to 3147 code for a protein of 609 amino acids. NCBI's taxonomy places the organism in Eukaryota, Metazoa, Arthropoda, Insecta, Orthoptera, Acrididae. Gene Ontology annotation, molecular function: phosphate transmembrane transporter activity. The transcript has 16 exons.